UUGUCUCUGCCAUAUCUAACUAUCGAGUAUUUCUACUUGUCAUUGUCAUAUUCCGCUUCUAAUACAAAAGUCAUGUUUCGCAACCAAUAUGAUAGUGAUGUUACCGUGUGGAGUCCUCAAGGACGUCUGCAUCAGGUGGAGUAUGCCAUGGAAGCCGUGAAGCUCGGCACGGCUACUGUGGGGCUAAAGAAUCGAGACACCGCUGUGCUCGUAGCCCUGUGCAAGCCGGCAUCGGAGCUGUCGGCUUCCCAACGCAAGAUUAUCCCCAUCGACGACCACUUGGGUAUAUCCAUUGCUGGCAUAACUGCGGAUGCCCGUGUGCUUAGCAAGUACUUGCGUGCGGAGUGCCUGAACUACAAACACUCUUACGACUUCACUUACCCGGUGACCCGCUUGAUCACGAACCUGGGCAACAAAAUGCAGACCACCACUCAGCGCUACGAUCGCCGUCCGUAUGGCGUGGGCCUGCUCGUCGCCGGCUACGAUGAGAAGGGGCCGCACAUCUAUCAGGUCACUCCGUCGGCGACCUUUUUUAAUUGCAAGGCCAAUUCCAUUGGAUCGCGUUCACAAAGCGCACGCACCUAUUUGGACCGCAAUCUGAACAGUUUCUUGGACUGUUCCAAGGAUGACAUCAUCUGUCAUGGCAUCAACGCCAUUCUGGGUACCCUGCCCACUGAUGAGCACCAGAGCCGCGACACUCCAUCCCAGUAUAGCAUAACUGUGGCCAUCGUCGGCAAGAAUCAGCCCUUCAAAAUUCUCUCGGAGGAGGAGAACGCCAAGUAUCUCGAAUGGGCUAAGGCAAGGGGUGCUCCUGCUGAUCCGCGCAGACCUGGCGACGAUGAUGACGACGAUAAUCGCCCGUCCACAUCGGAUGACCCUGAUGCCGGUCCAAGGGAUCCUCAAGUUGCUGUAGCCACGGAGGAGCGUUAAUCACACAGGAGUUCGAAGUCGUCUUAAGCAUUCAAAAUGUUGGAUGGGAGGUUAAAAUAAACUUUGUAAUGCAUUUGCAUAUUUCUUAAAACGGAA
Drosophila kikkawai is the source of this 1026-nucleotide messenger RNA. RefSeq names its product Proteasome alpha6 subunit (gene Prosalpha6). The record is from RefSeq and is a predicted model, not a curated record. NCBI's taxonomy places the organism in Eukaryota, Metazoa, Arthropoda, Insecta, Diptera, Drosophilidae. Gene Ontology annotation, cellular component: proteasome core complex; proteasome core complex, alpha-subunit complex; nucleus. Gene Ontology annotation, biological process: proteasomal protein catabolic process; ubiquitin-dependent protein catabolic process.